This is a messenger RNA of Penaeus indicus, 731 nucleotides long. RefSeq names its product E3 ubiquitin-protein ligase Hakai-like. The transcript has 2 exons. The record is from RefSeq and is a predicted model, not a curated record. Lineage: Eukaryota; Metazoa; Arthropoda; Malacostraca; Decapoda; Penaeidae. The annotation marks the transcript as partial.
UACGUCACUAACACAUCACACUAUCACAUCAACUAGGCCACUACAUCACACUCCACCGCUACCACAGUCACGCUGCGCGUUUACCGCUACCACAUCACACUAUACGCUACCAAAUCAUUACCACAUCGCUACCACAUCACAUGUACCGUACCACAUCACGCUUUACGCUACCAUAAUCACACCACACCACUACCACAUCACCACUAUAACGCUACCACAUCAUACCACCCCGCUUCCACAUCACACUCUUCGUCACAACAUCACACUAAUACCACUACAUCACUACACCAGUAAAUCCACACUGUCCAUUACCACGUCACACUACACCAUCACAACGCCCCACUUCAACCCCACUACCACUUCACAUCACAUACCACCACCACCUUCAUCGCCACCCACCACCAACCCCGCAAUACCGAACCACCAUUACCCACACCACGAAUCACUCACCACACUACCCCACCUAGUGACUAAACCACCAACAGCAACACUCCACGUCACACCACUCACCAUCACCACCAACACCAUACCACACCAAUCACCUCACUACAACCGCCACAUAAACCACCAACCACGCCCCUACGACCACACCACUCUUUCACUGCGCACUCUCACUACCACCGCAGCACCACUACUACCACACCUUGACUUCACGAACCAUCGCACUCCAUCAAUACCACCAGACUCCAACAUUCACCACCCCCCGCAUCAACCACCUCCAGUCCCACAUU